Molecule: messenger RNA, 1834 nt
Organism: Spirometra erinaceieuropaei
Lineage: Eukaryota; Metazoa; Platyhelminthes; Cestoda; Diphyllobothriidea; Diphyllobothriidae
Source: the annotation of a GenBank genome assembly
AUGACCAACAUCGACGCCGUCAGAGACAAAUUCUACGAGGACCUGCACGCCCCCUUGGCGACUGUGUCGAAGGCGGACAAGUUGACUGUCCUCGAUGACUUCAACGUCCGCGUCGGCACAGACCAUACUGCCUGGAGAGGAGUGCUGGGUCCUCACGGUCUCCGCGGCUCAAAUGACAACGGACUGCUGCUGCUCCGUACCUGCGCAGAACACCGCCUCAUCCGGACGAACACCUUCUUCUGCCUGCCGGAGCGAGAGAAGGCCACCUGGAGGCAUCCCCGGUCGCGCCAGUGGCACCUGCUGGACUAUGUCCUCGUCCGGAGGCGAGAUCAGCGGGACGUGCUGGUGACGAAGGCGAUCGCGGGUGCUGACGGGUGGACCGACCAUCGCCUCGUCAUCUCGAAGAUGCGUAUUCGCUUACAGCCUCGCAAGAGACCGCAAGCUAAGCGACCCCCAAGUAAGCUGAAUGUUGCCUUGUUGUCCUUGCCCGCUCAACACCUUCAUUUCAGCAAUGAGCUAGCUCAACGGCUAGACAAACUUCCUAUCGCUGCCGUAGACGACGUCGCCGCCGCUGCCGAGAACGCCUCCGUGGAGAACCGCUGGUGUCAACUGCGAGACACGGUCCAGUCGACGGCGCUCGCCGUCCUCGGUCGCGCUCCCCGCCAACACCAGGACUGGUUCGACGACAACGGCGCCGCCAUCAGAAAUCUGCUUGCUGAGAAGAACCGCCUGCACAAAGCCUACGUCGAUCACCCCACUGAUGCCACCAAAGCUGCCUUCUACCGCAGUCGCCGCCAACUUCAGCAACGACUGCGCGAGAUGCAGGACGCCUGGACUGCUCGCAAAGCUGAGGAGAUCCAAGGCUACGCGGACCGCAACGAAUGGAAGGACUUCUUCUCCGCAAUCAAAGCUUUCUACGGUCCGCCGACGAUGGGGCACUGCUCCUCUCCUCAGCGCCGACGGUAGCACUCUCCUGACUGAGAAGACACAAAUCCUACAGCGAUGGGCCGAGCAUUUCCGAGGCGUCCUCAACCGCCUCUCCUCCUCUCCGCCGCCAACUAACUCUGACAAUUCUUCUGAACCACCACUUCCAUCGUCGUCGUCGUCGUCGUCGUCGUCGUCGUCGUCGUCGUCGUCGUCGUCCUCCUCCUCCUCCUCCUCCUCCUCCUCCUCCUCCUCUUCCUCCGCCUCCUCGCCCACUGCUCCAACGACGGCCGCUCAGGCGACUGUCCCGCGCGCAACAACCGACACUACCAUCACCUCCCCCGACUCCAGCGAUGAGGAUCAGGACUACACCUGUCCUCACUGCGAUCGCACCUUCACCUCACACAUCGGCCUGGUCUGUCACUUCCGAAUCCAUCGCACAGAGACUGGCGAACCAGUGCCUGGAGCACCGACCUAUACCCACCAAGCUCGCCUCAACUGCCCACACUGCCCUCGCACCUUCAGGCAUCGUAUGGGCCUAUCCGGCCACAUGCGCAUCCACGAGAGCGGCCUUGACUGCACUCCCGACACACCCACCACAUCCAACACAUCAACCGUGCACACCCCCACACUCACUCUAUCCCUUUGCGCCGCCACCACCACCACCGCCUCCUCUGUAGCUGACAAUGUCACCGCCGACUUCUCAUGCCCACACUGUCCACGCACAUUCACCUCUCGCAUCGGCCCGGUCGGUCACUUCCGAAUCCAUCGCACAGAGACUGGCGAACCAGUGCCUGGAGCACCGACCUAUACCCACCAAGCUCGCCUCAACUGCCCACACUGCCCUCGCACUUUCAGGCAUCGCAUGGGUCUAUUCGGCCACAUGCGCAUCCACGACGACCUGCGGUAG